CACAACACGUUUUACGGCUCCCCUCUUGGUGCGUUAGUCGUCUUGCAAGUCUAGCCACUUCCUAGCCAAGCGCUCGCGUUUAUAACGCUCGAGGAGCCGCACUCGGCUGGCUGCUCAAAGCCAGGGAGGUUGCAAUUACUGUUUGGAUGAGAACUCACCCGAAGAUCACCCAGUGGAAGUCGAGAAAACACCCCAAAAGGAGGCAAUGGCGAAUCCCUUCCUUUGUGUUACCUGAAAAUCAGCUAAGCUAAUCACCUUAUCUAUUUUUCCCUCUUCAUGGGGCCUUAAGAUUGUUCUUGUUCAGGAAAAGCAUUUCCGGGGAAAAGAAAAGACUACGGGUUUCACCAUAAAUUGCUACGAAAUUUUUAAAACCUAUUUAAUAGCUUCCUUUUUUCUGAGAGUAAAACAUGAAACCUGCUUUAGCUGAUUACUGUAUUCUAGUCCUCUCAUUUAUCUGUGUACUCAAAUCAGAGAAAUGUUUCCAGAAAUAUGAAAGGGAGAAGAUAUUUGAAGAAAACAAUCCUUUUAGGCUUGACUGCCCAAUUUCACACUAUCAACGUACAAACUUUACCCUGAACUGGUACAUGAAUGGAAAUGACACACCUUUGAUUACACCGCCUUUUUCAAGAGUAUUCCAACAGAAUACCAGCCUCUGGUUUAUCCCUACAAUAGCUCAAGAUUCAGGAUUGUAUCACUGUAGUUAUAGGAAUUCAACAGUAUGUUAUAAGUACAGCAUCCAAAUUGCAGCUCUCAAUAAUAGCGCUGGUCUUUGUUUUAAUGAAAAUUACCACUUUGAGCAAACCUUGUUUCCAAAAGGAUCAUCCCGGAUUGUGUGUCAUCAAGUGAAUUACUUUGGACAGGAAGUAGAUUAUUCUUCCAUUCAGUGGUAUAAGGAAUGUGAGCCAGUACAAGGAGAACGAUUUGCGUUGUUCAGAAACCAACUUAUUAUAAAAGAAUUGAAAAAAGAUGAUGAGGGAAAAUAUGUAUGCAAAGGAACCUAUACUUUUAGGGGAAAGAAAUACAAUUUUUCAAAUAGUAUUUUAAUGAAUUUAUUAGAUUCAGCCUGGAAGAGAACUGAAAUUUUGUACCCCCUAAACAAUACUAUUGAAGCUGAUGUUGGAUCCAAUGUCUUUACAGAGUGCAAUGUAUCAAGUUUCAGAGACAGUUUCAUUCCUAUAUCCUGGAAAGUAAAUUAUACUCAAGUUGACAGUCUAUUUAAUGGUAGAAUCAUAGAAGGAAAUCAAACAAAUAUUCCAAAGGAUGGAGCAGAGAUUUUUACGGUGUCUCUGAACAUUACAAAGGUGAAAACUGAAGAUUAUGAUCAGCAGUUUACUUGCCAUGCAGGCAAAGUUGCAGCAUACAUCAAAAUACAGCGCCCAACAAAAAACUAUGCAGCUUUUGUGAUAUUGAUAUUACUACUGAUUAUUCCUAUAUUAAUCUGCAUCUUGUUCAAGAUUGAAAUUGUCCUUUGGUAUCGGAAAUCAUGUCGCCCUUUUUUUCAUAAAAAAG
Thamnophis sirtalis is the source of this 1509-nucleotide messenger RNA. NCBI's taxonomy places the organism in Eukaryota, Metazoa, Chordata, Lepidosauria, Squamata, Natricidae. The record is from RefSeq and is a predicted model, not a curated record.